Erythranthe guttata (spotted monkey flower) is the source of this 1505-nucleotide messenger RNA. Its product is annotated as bZIP transcription factor TGA10. Gene Ontology annotation, molecular function: DNA-binding transcription factor activity; sequence-specific DNA binding. NCBI's taxonomy places the organism in Eukaryota, Viridiplantae, Streptophyta, Magnoliopsida, Lamiales, Phrymaceae. Gene Ontology annotation, biological process: regulation of DNA-templated transcription; DNA-templated transcription. The record is from RefSeq and is a predicted model, not a curated record.
AAUAAUAAUAAUAAUCAGAUGAUGUUAUCGUUUGCUAGCAUGAUGCAAUCAUCUUCCUCUUCGUCACCACCCUUUCCUGCUUCUGCAACCUCCUUCAAUAUAAGCGGCAAAGAUGGUGGUGCAGGCGGCGGCGGCGGCGCUUAUGAUGAUGAUGAAGAUGAGUUGGGUGAGUAUGAUCAAGAUGAAGAAGCUCUUUUUCUAUAUCUCAACGGCCAAGAUCACUCCCCUCAAGAUCAACGACGUGCAGAGAAUAGUGGGGGGGUGAGACCACAGUGCACCCUCAACAUUUUCCCUUCUCAGCCCAUGCAUGUAGACCCUUCUCCAACACCUUCCAAGGGGAGUAGUCCUGGAUUAGUAGUAGUAUCAGCAGCAGCAGCAGGUAGCAGUGGUUCGAAGAGAUCAUCAGCUGAUCCAUUCAUUGAUUUAUCAUCCAACCCUACUAAUCAUCAUCCUCCUGCUCCACCCAAACUGGUUAAGCGUGAAGGAAACCGAAAAGGGGCAACCUCAAUUUCAGACCAAGAUGGACGACCAAACACACCUCCUGCUGACCCCAAGACUUUGAGGAGGCUUGCUCAGAAUAGAGAGGCUGCUAGGAAAAGCAGGCUUAGGAAAAAGGCUUAUGUUCAGCAGUUGGAAUCGAGUAGGUUGAGGCUUACUCAGUUGGAACAAGAUAUACAUAGAGCUAGGUCCCAGGGAUUAAUGUUGGGAGGAAAUGCUGUUUUAGCAGGAGAUCAAGGCCUUUCUCUCAACUUAAAUUCAGAUGCUGCAUUGUUUGACAUGGAGUAUGCACGGUGGCUGGAGGAGCACCACCGUGUGAUGGUGGAGCUGAGGAAUGCGGUGGAGGAAGAGUUGCCGGAAAACGAGCUUCGUAUGUUUGUGGAGAACUGCUUAGUCCACUACGAUCAGAUGAUGAGGCUAAAGAACAUGAUUACUAAAUCCGACGUUUUCCACAUCUUCACCGGAAUUUGGAAGUCUCCGGCGGAGCGCUGCUUCAUGUGGAUGGGCGGCUUCCGCCCAUCUCACCUCAUCAAGAUAAUAAUGAGGGAGAUAGAGCCGAUGACAGAGGGACAAAUGAUGGGAAUAUAUGGAGUGCAGCAGUCAACGCAAGAAGCAGAAGAAGCACUCUCACAUGGACUUGAUGCACUGAAUCAAUCUCUAUCAGAAACCCUAAUUUCUGAUUCACUUCUCUUAAAUUGCUUCCCUCAAAACAUUAACAACUAUAUGUCACACAUGGCUCUUGCCAUCAACAAACUCUCCACCCUCGAAGGCUUCGUUCGACAGGCUGAUAACUUGAGGCAGCAAACCCUACACCGGGUGCACCAAAUUCUGACGACGAGGCAAAGUGCGAGGUGUUUUCUAGCAAUCGGAGAGUACUUCCACCGCCUCCGUGCACUCAGCUCCCUUUGGUUGUCCCGCCCCCGCCACCAAUAAUUAACCGCUACGAUCGGAGAGUGAGAUCAGUCAAACCCUAGCUAGCGAGCUAGCUACAUAUUUUCUGCCUAUAU